AGCCGGUGUAGUAGGAUUGAACCGUAGUCCUGUUUUGCCUGUUUGAUGGUUCGUCGGAGGGCGUAGCGGAAUUUCUUAUAAGUGUCCGGAUUAGUGUCUCGCUCCUUGAAAGUAGCUCUAGCCUUUAGCUCAGUGCGGAUGAUGCCUGUAAUCCAUGGCUUCUGGUUGGGAUAUGUACACAAUGACCCUGUGGGGGCGAAAUCGUCGAUGCACUUAUUGAUGAAGCCGGUGACUGAUGUGGUAUACUCUUCAAUGCCAUCGAAUGAAUCACAGAACAUAUUCCAGUCUGUGCUAGCAAAACAGUCCUGUAGCUUAGCAUCCACGUCAUCAGACCACUUCCUUGAUGAGCCAGUCACUGGUACUUUCUGCUUGAGUUUUUGCUUGUUUUUGCUUGUAAGCAGGAAUCAGGAGGAUAUAAUUAUGAUCCGAUUUGCCAAAUGGGGGGCGAGGGAGAGCUUUGUACGUGUCUCUGUGUGUCUGGAGUAAAGAUGGUCAAGAGUUUUUUGUAUGACAUGCUGGUAGAAAUGAGGUAAAACGGAUUUAAGUUUUCCUGUAUUAAAGUCCCCAGCCACAAGGAGCGCCACUUCUGGGUGAGCAUUAUCUUGCUUGCUUAUGGCCUUAUACAGCUAGUUUAGUGUGGUCUUAGUACUUGCAUCAGUUUGUGGUGGUAAAUAGAUAUCUACGAAAAAUAUAGAUGACAACUCUCUUGGUAAAUAAGUGGAUGGGCUCUAGACCAACCUAUCAGCCAAUCGGGGCUCUGUAUCUAAAUAUCUUCACAUUUGUUUCCUAACACCCAUGUGAUCAGAAAUAAAUUAGAAAAAUAUAUAUUUUGGAGUUAUUUUCAUUAAAGAAACAUACACAGUGAUUUAUUAGACAUAAAGUGAUGAUUUAAAAAUAAAAUGACAAAGACUGCAUGGGGGCUUUAAGCACGUGGAGUAAUGAUUAAGAUUUGGGCUUUUCACAUGCACAAUUAAUUGCUUUUGAUAAAACCGCUUUAUCCGCCUCCUCAAUUAAAAAUAGGUUGAAAAUUCGAACAUAUAUUUUCUGUAAAAGAGAUUAAUGUUUAUGAACGAUGCACCAUGCUGCAUUGUUGACCAUAUGACCAAGCGGCGCAGAUUACCGUUCGAUUUGAGCACAGCGCGACUCCCUCACCGCCUUCGCCAAAUCACGUGACGGGCCAUAGCCGGGUUCAACUCGGGGCAACUUAAUCGAAUUCCCUCAGUCCAUCUUCAAAUGUCUCUCCAAGGCAAAUGGCGCCCUCUUCUGUGAGAAAAUGUCGGUGAAAUGGAAAAAACUAAACAAAAAACAAAUUAGGAGCACAGGUGUGAUCCAUAAAACUGAUUGAACGGUUAGGGCAGUAGAUAUCCGUAGCUCAAACUAUUGAAGAUUAGAUUUUAGUAUAAUUCUGAAAGAGUCUACCAAGUAAAAUUACUCAGUAGGAUGCUCUUUUGAUUGUGUGAGACAGUGAAGGGAAAAAAAGUGUUUCCAAUUUGUAGUGGUAACGUUGUGAAGUAGGCCUCAUCUCGUUUCCAGCGCUUUCAUUUUGAUAAUCGUUGGAUACAUCAGAAAAUGGACGAAGGGAGCAAACACCAACAGUCGAUGGAAAGCGGUCAGCAAAACCAGCGGCAGGUCAAUCACCCAAGGCCCUUCUUCUAUGUUCAGCCGGCUUCUCAACCUUACUACAACAUGUAUCAUCAUCACAAUCAGUGGCAUAAUAUGAAUAACCCAUACAACCACUAUGGCUUACCUGGUUCUGGAGUUUAUCCCUUUGGACGUCCUAGUCCAUACAUGUCCACAUACCCAUACAUGCAGUAUCCUGGUGGAUAUGUUGUCCCACACGCGCCACACAUGCAUCCAGUUGAUUACAGACGCAUGUAUGAACCACCCCAUUUUCAUCUACCUCCUGUGCAUGACCCCAUGUUCCGCCAACAGCAACAACACCACCAUGAUCACACCCAGAGAGAGGUGGUCUGUUCUGAGGCUCAGACGGACCCGAGUGAUGCGCUCAACAAGCUCAUAGAAUGUCUGGACAAACUCCGGGCCAACGAGAUGCAGGGUUCUGAGAAAGAGCUGGAUUCCGGUGUCGUUUCACAAUCUUCCGGAAUAUCCUCACCAGAUGGGGAAAGGAAAUCUUGUGAGGUGGUGGUGGGGGGAGACAUACACAGUGGUCAUGGAGCCUCUUGUGGUAAAUUGGAAGGCAGCCAAUUGCAGUCGUCUUUUCCGAUGGGCAGGUUGUUCAGCGUCGGUAACUCCACGACGGCAGUCUAUGACGGUGAGUCAAGCCGAUGCCUCGGCGGGCUGGGUAAGGAGGGCUGGGCUGUAGACUCUGACGAAGACACCCCAUUGGACAGCUCAUCUAUUCACGAGGAGCUUGAGGAGAACCUGGACCUGCAGCAACAUGCGGAGGAGUCUCUUCAUUGCUGUUCUUUGGAAAGUCUUUGCCUCCAGUCUGCUGUCUUGCAGUCAGAAGACAGCCACAGACCUGAAAACAUAGACAACGAGGCAGAGGAGGACAGCACCAAUCCAGAUGGUACUAGUUCCACUGAGGUACCUAGGUGGCAGGGCCACUGCUCCAACCUGCUCUCCACACAGUCACUACCAUCCCCCCUAGCCUCUGACUGGCAAGCCUUAGAGGACAGUAAAUGUGGGGAAGAAACAUUUGUUCCAGAUAGGAAAGGUCUGUCUAAACUGGAUGUUGACCUUUCCUACCAGAUCCUCCAUCUGCCCUUUGACAAGGUUCUGACAGCUGGAGCGCUGCAGAAGGACUGCUCUGCCAGCUCCAGCUCUGCUCUGCUGUGUGGAGACCUCCAGGCUUCCCUGUCCUCCAGCCGGAUCACUACCACCUCCACCCCAGCCCGUCACCACUACUACUCCUACUACUGCCCCCCACAGACAGCCCACGGAAGGCUCAGCGUCCUCAGUCCCUCCCUAGAUGAGCUCUCGUCCCGAGAGGAGAUGUUCUCCACCGACCUGGAGGACAUGGAUCGGUUUCCCAGAAGCUCUGUCUACGCAGGGAGGAGGUUCCCUGCGGAGGUCGAGCACCUCGGAGAGCCAGGGGUCAAGAAAGUGUGUCCUAAGUCCAAGAAGCUUUUGUGUGCCUGCUGUGGCUCGAGCCUGUUGAAAGGAGGGGCGAGCAGGGUUAAAGUUCAUCACAGCCCGAGGGUGUACGCUGAUGAUGAGGCGGGGGAUUCUGAUGACGUUGUCGAGCAGGAACAACAGUCUGCAAGGACGCGUGAUGAGAGCGCCCACCCCACUAGGGUGGUCGUGCAGAAGCACUCUGUCCCCAAGAAACAGCAGCCUCUACACCUCCAACAGCAUCCCAAACCCAGCUUUAAGAGAGGCCAGUGUAGAGAGGCUGUCGGACCAGAGGAGGAGGAGGAGGAGGAGCAGCAGGAGGAACCAGAGAUGGUGCUGGUGAGAUCAGAGCUGGAGUAUUAUGAAGGCCAUGUGGUGGAAGGUGGGCAGGAUGCAGGGGAUAAGGAACACAGGACAUGCAAAGAUGGACUAUGCAGAGAGGGCAUUGAGACUUCAGAACCGGGUAGGUGGGAGAGGGGUAGGGCCAAGCCCAGACGAAAACCACACGCCUCACUGCAAGAAAGACUGGCACUGAGGAAAGCUCUGUGGAAGCCAUUGGUAUACCAGAGAGUGCGAGAUGAGGAAGAGGAGCCAACACGAUGUCACAGGGGAAAAGGGUCCACCAAGAGAGGAGACACAAGAUGUUAAUGUCACACCAUUGAUCAAAUAAAAUGGCACAGAAAAAGAGCAUUUAGUAGAUUGCACAAUAUAGAUGGACACUUAUUUUUUGGGGUGAUAAACCAAGGAGACUUGGUUGAAGUCUCCUUGGCUAAUAAAGUACACUUUCAGGAGGUCCAUAGACACAGCCUGUUAGCUAGCACUGUACUGUAUUCUUUGGGGGUUAAAUACCUACUUAUUCACCAGCACAGGGUUGGUGGCUUUGAAAUGUUGAUUUGCGUGACCAGUGUGUGCAUUAUUAAAAGGAAUUUCAUUGUA
This is a messenger RNA of Oncorhynchus nerka (sockeye salmon), 4011 nucleotides long. Its product is annotated as bucky ball-like. Bases 1570 to 3723 code for a protein of 717 amino acids. Lineage: Eukaryota; Metazoa; Chordata; Actinopteri; Salmoniformes; Salmonidae. The transcript has 8 exons. The record is from RefSeq and is a predicted model, not a curated record.